Molecule: messenger RNA, 933 nt
Organism: Arabis nemorensis
Lineage: Eukaryota; Viridiplantae; Streptophyta; Magnoliopsida; Brassicales; Brassicaceae
Source: the annotation of a GenBank genome assembly
AUGGCGAAAGAAGGACCUAACUGGGAUGGUUUGCUUAAAUGGAGUCUCUCUCACGCCGAUGGUACUCGACCUACUCGCAACUUAAGCGAGGAGGAUCGGAAAUGGUUUACAGAGGCGAUGCAAUCGCAAACCAUAGAUGUAGUCAAGCGGAUGAAAGAGAUUACACUGGUAAUGCAGGCACCUCAAGAACUUUUGGAGGCUCAAGAAGUAACCCCUCAAGAUAUCGAAGGUAUGCUGGAUGAGUUGCAAGAACAUGUUGAAUCGAUCGAUAUGGCUAAUGAUCUUCAUUCCAUUGGAGGCUUGGUUCCUCUUCUUGGCUACCUUAAAAACUCCAAUGCUAAUAUCCGGGCAAAGUCUGCAGAUGUCAUAAGCACAAUGGUUGAGAACAAUCCUCGAAGUCAAGAAUCCGUUAUGGAAGCCAACGGUUUAGAGUCGUUGCUUUUGAACUUUACUUCGGACACCGAUUUGCAUUCUCGAACACAGGCGCUUGGUGCAAUAUCAUCUUUGAUUCGCGAUAAUGAUCCCGGAAUCACUGGUUUCCGGCUUGCAAAUGGUUACACUGGUUUGAGAGAGGCUCUGGAAUCUGAUAGUGUGAGAUUUCAAAGGAAAGCUCUGCACUUGUUGCAUUAUCUUCUACAAGAGAAUGACUCAGACUGCGAUAUUGCUAUACAACUCGGGUUUCCUCGCUUGAUGAUGUGCCUUGUGUCUAGCGUCGAUGCUGAUGUAAGAGUAGCUGCUCUCCGAGGAAUGCUCGAGCUCGCCAAAGAUAGAAAAUGCUUAACUUGUGGCUCUAGCAUAGAGAAAGACAAACUGCAACAGAUUCUAGAAGAUCGGGUCAAAGGAAUCAGGUUGAUGUCACAAGAAGAUCGCACAGCUGCGGAAGAGGAGAAACAGCUCUUGGAUUCACUGUGGAUCAAAUUUUCUAACAAAUAG